Podarcis lilfordi (Lilford's wall lizard) is the source of this 10898-nucleotide messenger RNA. Lineage: Eukaryota; Metazoa; Chordata; Lepidosauria; Squamata; Lacertidae. The record is from the annotation of a GenBank genome assembly.
GUUCCUGGUGGGCGGUUGCCCUGGGUGGUGGGUGUGAGGGAAGCCUGGCAUAACUGACGGAGCGAAAGGAGAGGAGGGAGGAGGAGGAGGCGGCGGCCGAUGGGGGGAGACCGAAGGGGUGUGGGGCUGGUGGCAGCUGCGGAGAAGCUCGGAGCGCAGGUGAGGGGCGCGGCCGUCGGGGAUGCCGCCCAGAAGGGCUGAGGGGAAGCGGUGCCUGGGCUGGGAGCCGCUGUGCGAAGGCUGCGGAGGUGGGUGGGCUACGAGGGCUUUGGGGUGCCGCGGCGGACGAGAGCGCCCACAAGGGCUGCGUGGCGAAGGGUGGUAGCGGGGGGCUGCCUGCCGCGGGUGCACGAGAGCCAGCUGGGCCCCGCGACCGUGGGUGCCAUGCACCGUGCAUGACGCCGGCGCUAAAAUUUGUGGGUGCCCGGCCCCUUCCUGGGGAAUUUUGUGGGUACUGCUCGGGCACCCAGGGCCCUAGGGAGUCUGGUACCUAUGAUCGGGUGGCUGGAGUAGCCGGAGUGGCACUAGGGCAUGGGCGUGGCUUCGCCGGGCGGCAUGGCGUGACUUCAGCAUCCUGCAAGGACCCGAAUUCAGGGGCGACGCUGUGAGAGUUGGGGGGUUUUGUUUCGUUUGUUUGGCGAUUAUGAUUUUGCACCGUGGUGACUCGGGAGUGUUGAGGCUGCCUGAAAGGCAUUUUGCCGCGGCUUGAAGAGCUGGAGCAGAGACAUAAUAGCGACACACUUCUCUCUUUGUAGCUGCCUUUCUGUUUUAAUUGACUCAUGCCAGGCUCCGGCUGCCCGGUAAGACGACCUGAUGGUUACUGCCAAAUUCUGCUGGUUUCCGAGUGGGUUGGGGUGUCCCUCUUGACAGCUUGAGAAACUGUUACACACGCCUGGUUUGCUGCUGCUGCAGAGCAGCUGGGAUCGCUCUGCUCCAGCAAUCUGUUGUAAUUGUUUCCAGGGAAGCAACAGCCAUCGCGUGGUCCCUCGGAGACUAGGCGAACCUCAUCGCCUCCUCUGUAGCCCUCCAGCCAGCGUUGGUCAAUAACAAGAAAAUUCUUAAGUAUAUCUUGCCUUCCAAACGUGAACAGAUUAAAGUUGUAUUUUCAUAAGGAUGACUUUUUGCUCCAGUUAUUUUGUUGGUUUGAGUGUCUUGGUAAUUUGUGGUAAAAAGAGUAGUGAUUAUUUACAUCUUGACAUUUAAUGCACCUUGAACCUCUUAUAUCUUCUUCUGUCUCCUGGACUUGUAACAGGUUAACUGCACUAUUACAUGACUUCAAGUCUAAGGCUAGCCUCAAAUCUGGGCUCCGAUUGUAGUGAUGCUAGUUUCCCUGCUGUUCUACUACAGCAGCAGUUUGGUAGGUGAGCACUACCAUGUAUUGAUUUGCUAUCAUUCACUGUAGACUUUGAAAAUAAAUUAACCAUUCUUUAUUUCCAGAACUAGGUGCUAGUCCAUUGGGUCUAAUGGGGCACUGCCCCACCAACCUCUAUCUGCCCUCAGCCAGGUCCCACCUGCCUGCCUUCCUACUUACCACCUGUACAGGGCCAUCAGCUUCCUCCUCCCUGGUCUCAGUGUUGCCCCUGUAGUAUUCAGCAGGGAGGAGGAUGGGGACAAAACUAAAAUUAGUUGACUCUAGAUUCCACCUAUCUGCUGCCCCUGCUAGGGUAGGGUGUUUCUAUUUGGAGAGGUCUGGGUUCUAGCGCUGCAGCAUCUCCCUUUUCAUCUAAAAUCAAACGUAAGUUUUACUCAAUGAAAUUAACCGAAAGACCCAAUGAAAUUAAUGAACAUGACUAAGUUGAGUCUAUUAACUUCAAUGUACCAACUCUGAGUAAACCCAAGUUGAAUACCACCCCUAUUUGCUGUCUCCCAAAAGGUAGGCAUUAUCUUAGGUGGUUGCCUUUCUGUCUUCCAGUAAUACAAAUUACACACGUUUCCCGUUUCUCAUUGCUUUCCUCUUUCCCACAGAGCUUCCAGGCAGCUCAUGUCAUUGCCUGCUGUGAGCUCAUUGAUGUAGUGUACAUCCUUCCUUGCUCAAGGGGCUCCUUUCUCUUUCGCUUGCCAGUUGUAUAUUCCAAUUACAAAGAUGCUGAUAUACAGCUGUUUUGUCCAUUGUUCUGAAUGUUGUCUGUGUGGAGUCCUCAGAGUUAUGAUUUGGUUGAAAUUGAUAGGCAACACUUUUGAUUUAAGACUAGCUCUAUACAAUAUGGAAUUCAUUGCCACAGGAUUCUGUAAUGCCCACUAGCUUGCAUGCCUCUAAAGAAAUAAAAAGAAAGAAAGAAAGGUUCUGUCUGUUUGGGUUUACAAUGUAUGAUAGCCAGCAGCACAACCUCCAAUGUUUCAAAAUUUCACGUCUUCCUGAAGGAGGAGGGGUGUGGUUUGGGAAUUCUCAUCGAUCCAGCUCUGUCUCUGGAGGUGCAGGUGUCUGCAGGUCAGUAGUGCCAUUCCUGUACCAGGGUACCUUGACCACAGUUGUCCAUGCAUUGGUAAUGUCACAGCUAGAUUACUGCAAUGCAUUCUAUGUGGGGCUACCCUUGGGGUUGCUUCAGAGGCUGCAGCUGAGGCAUAAUGAGACAGCUAGAUUGCUGGGGCAAACUACCACCUCCAUAUAACUCCCUACUUGUGCAAUUUGCUUUGGAUGCCAGUCUGCUGUUGAACCAAGUUCAAGGUAUUGCUUCUUAUGUACAAGGCCCUAUGUGUCUCAGGACCAGGUUACUUAAGCAACCACCUCAUCCCUUACACACCCAGUACGUUGCUGUGGUCGGUGAAAGGUCUUCUGUAAGUUCCAAAGAUUUCAGAAGCCUGCUGCGCCGUAACUCAGAUAAGGGUUUUUAGGACUUUGAGAUUGUUGUUUAGAUGAAGAUUAAUAAAUCAAGGAUGAUAAUAACAAUGUCAUUUUAUAUAUUUCUUACUUUGUUUCAUAAAAUUUAUUCACCACUUGAUUGCAAAAAAACCAAAACAAAAACCACCCUCAAGGCAGUUUAGAACAACAUGGUAAUUAUUUUAUUAUUCAGCCCCUCCCCUUCCCUUGAUCUGCCCUUGAAAGCUCCUUACAUUUUUCUAAAUGUAACUUGUCUUCCUGGACAGAGCCAAGUGUAGAUGGAUUUGAACAGUAAACUUUCCUUCUGGCUAUCCUUGCUUAGCCUGGCACAAAGGUUUCUGCCCUUGCCAAGCCAUGGAGAGUUCUAGGCGGGUGUUUGGAAUACUAAGCAGGGAAUUCAACAUGUCGGUUCUGCUAGUUGCUUUAGGAUCUGUCAAACAGUAAAUAAAUGGGGGAGAUGACAUACAUCAAAAUACGCACCAUCCAUCCGCAUAUAGUAAACAUGUAGUACAAAGGGGCCUGGGCACUUUGCAGUUCUACUAGUCCCUUGCUGAUAGUAGGAGAUAGCAGCGUUUAAUGCUGAAAACUGCCUGAAUAAGCCUCUGAGAGAGGAAGCACCAGGCUGGGUCCCCAUCUGGGCUCCACACAUGAAUGUUUCAUGGAGGUAGAGCCCUUUGUGCUGGACCUGCAUUUGAGUCUAGUCUGGUGAAAAAAACCCAAGAAGAAAUAGCAACAUGAGCCAUAAGGCUUGAAUUUCCUGUGGAAAGAAUGGAUACGUUUGUCUGGUGGAGGCAGGAAAUUGCUCUGUGUGGCACUGAUGUGGAGAAAUAGGGCAGGAGUCUGCAAAACACAUAUAUGCCAGGUCAGCUCUGGGAGCUGAACUCCUGUGACUUAAGCCUUGUGUGUCUUUCCCUCCUAAGGUAGGAUACCCUAUUUUGGGGCGAACAUGUGUUUGAGAGUUUUGCUCCUGCAUACUGAGUGUGUUGUGUAGUAGUUAGAGUAUCAGACAAGGACUAGGAAUACCUAAAUUCCAAUCUUGGCUCAGCCCAUGAAACUCAUUGGGUGACUUCAGCCCAUUAAUUUCUCUCUCUCUCUCUCUCUCUGUUUAACCUACCUUACAGGAUUGUUGUGAGUAUUCAGAAGGGGGGGGCAGGAGACAUGCUGUCCCAAGUCCCUUGCAGGAAAGGCGGGAUAAAAACUUAAAGAGUUCCUUAUUGGAUUGGGGAUAACAAAAUGGAAUUAUACUACCUUGUAAUAAAUAUGCCAGUACAGUAUAGACUGUUCAGAGUUCAUACUGGUGGCCAAGGAAGGAGAGUCCACAACCUCCCUAGGGAGACCAUUCCACUGUCAAACAGCUCUUACUGUCAGAAGGUUUUUCACAUGCAUGUUGCUCAUACUGCAUGGAUCCAAAACUGGUGGAUUUGGCUUUCCUGUCUCCUCAGCUUGCUGUACUUCUCCCUAGUUUCUGAAGUGCUCUUCCUCCCCAUGGGCAUCUUAUCCUGCUUUCAAACUCCUGCAUCUUCUCUUGCAGCUGUUGUCUUGCCUUCUUGAAAGCUGGCACCAUGACCUUGACCAAGGGCUCCUUCACCUACUCCAGCGGGGAGGAAUAUUGUGGGGAGUGGAAGGAAGGUGAGUGAGGCUGGCCAAGUGCAGAGUGGGGUCCCCUCAUUGAGCCAAGUACAGGGGACGGGGUCUGUUCUUGGCGGACUGCAUAUAACUUCCUCUCUAGGGGCCAAACUGCACAUUACAUUACCUGUGUGGCUGUACCUUUAAGUGCAGGGGCCUUUAUCUGGACUGGGACCACAGCAUGUGGGGAAGGAACUACAGCUCCUUAUAUCCUGUUGUGGUCCCAACCUCCUCUCCCAGGUAGUGGUCUCUGCUCUGGUCCCACAAGUGCUCCAAUCAAGAUAUGGAGAGAACAAGGAACCUCUUCUUGGCCACUGUAUCCCAUUGGCUGGCAGUUAUGUGUGGUGGUGGAUGGCAAAACUUGUUCUUUGGGAACAUGCAUGUGAUACAUCGGAGACUCUGAGAUCCUUCACUGGCUGCACAAUCAAACUUAGCAACCUUGAGGUCCACAAAGCCCUUUAGGAAAGGUAUUGUGUCUGCACUGUGAGUCUCUGUAUGAAUGCAUACUAAGCUCCAGCAUGCCUUGUGGAUGGUAGAAGGAACAAGCAACAGCAGGGGUCUGUUACAUUCUUUCUCUGUAAGACAUAUUAGCCAGCAUGACCUCUACCACUGCCCACAUCCUAUUCCUUUUGUCCCUUUUUUGAAAUUAAAAGUGCCACCAUAGAUUUCAUUGAUUUGUUGCUUAAUGGGCACCAUGGUUCCCUUUUUGACAACUGACAAAAGAGCAAUACUGCUUGUUCUCCCUGCCUAGGGCGCCGGCAUGGUGUUGGGCAGUUGACAUUUGCUGAUGGCAGCAUUUACCUGGGACACUUUGAGAAUGGUCUCUUCAAUGGCUGUGGGGUGCUCACUUUUGCAGAUGGCUCCAGGUGGGUACAGGGCUGGGGGCACACACUGUUCUAGGCUUGCAUUUGGUGCAUGUGCAUGACCUAAGCAGCCCCAAGAAAAUAAGAGUAAAAGAGUGCUCUGUGGAGCAGGCUGCUCUGCUGUGUUGUUGAACUUGGAAGAAUGUCUAUGCCUUGCUAUGCCUAGCAUGAAGACCUUUUUGUAUGUGAGCAUGCCUCUGUGAUUCAGAACCAUAAGCAAGCACUUCUUUGUCUUGGCUGUGACACCAUCCUCAUCCUAGGUUCUCUGUAGUCACUGCGAUUACUACAGACUCAUGUUUAAAGAGCUCCUUAGUGAUGCCUCUUUGGCUCUUUGCCUUCUGUCCAGAAUACUGUGUUCCUCCUGGUGUUUUCAGUUUUUGGCUGUAUGCCAUAGUACGUUAUCCUUACACAAUCCUAUUAUUGACGCAGGUAUGAAGGGGAGUUUGUACAGGGAAAAUUCAACGGCGUUGGAGUCUUCACACGGUAUGACAACAUGACCUUUGAGGGAGAAUUCAAGGGUGGACGUGUUGAUGGUUUUGGUGAGUACUGCAAACUCCUUGUUUAGAGUAGCCAAGCAGCAACACUGAUCUUCUAGGGCUAAAUCUAUUUUGGAAGGACGGCUGCAGUGUGGGAUGGGGAGAAGUGAGAACUGGGCAAACACUAUCCUCCAAAGCACAGUAUAGGCUGACAUAUACCCCAGUGCCUCGUCUUGAUUCACAGCUCUGCAUUCUCAGCUCUCCUGAGCUGAAGUCUUGCAAGUCUGAUCCUCCGCCUUGAGACCUGCUGAAUAAUAAAAUUUUGUUUUCUUCCAAAGGGCUUCUGACUUUUCCUGAUGGCUCUCACGGAAUCCCCCGCAAUGAAGGCUUCUUUGAGAACAACAAACUCUUGCGACGAGAGAAGUGCCAGGCAGUGGUCCAGCGCGCUCAGAGUGCCUCUAAAUUGGCGCAUGGCCUCACAGCAUGAUGGGUGCAAGCUCUAAAGCACCCUACCCCAGGACUCUCCCAUGAAACUGCAGCUCAGCCUGGGGGUUGGCAGGAGUGUGGAGUGCAGGAGUCACAGAGACAGACACCAUCUCUAGGAGGUAGAUGAUCCCAAAUCAGCCCUGAUCAGGUGGGCAGCCUACCUGAGUCACUUCCUUAAAACAGCCUGGCCCCCAUAGUGUAAUCCAGUGCCAAACCUCAACUUAUACAGCCACUGUCCCCUGCCAAACAGAGAGUCUGUCACUCCUGAGGCUGUGGCAUUCCUUUGUCAAGAGCAUUCUCCAUAGGACAGUCUUCUAGUGCCCCAUUUGUGGUGAGAACAGCGGGGGGAGGGGGUGCUCCCACCACCACCUUAAAGGCACAAGGAGUGACUAAUGCUUAGACAUCAUUUUACCUUUUUCUUAGCUUGAGACUAGUGCAGCUGAGAGUUCAUGAGAUUAGAUGGGUUGGUCUUCAGUGUUCAAGGGAGAAGUUGGAACUUGCAUUUAGCACAGCUUCCUGUCGCCCUCCACAGCCCUAAACCUCUGGUUCUCUCUCAUGUCACUUCAAUGGGGUUCUUCGUUCCUUUUAUUUAUUUAUUUAUUUAUUUAUUUUUAAUGCGAAAAUGGAAAAUUUAUAUACUGCAGAAUUCUAGACCUUCUGAAUGUGCCUUUCCCCGAUGUUGUACAUCAGCCCAAAGAAGGAGACCUGAGCUGCAAUGCCUGCCAUCCUUUAGGCCCUAGAGUAUAUCUGGGACACACUGCCACUGCUUUCUGCCACUGCUUUCUGAUGCUUUAUCCACUUGGGCCAUUCUCACUGUGAGUAUUUGGGUUGCCUCUUGGGUGAAAGUCAGCUUUUCUCCCUUAUAUAAGGUCUGUGCUCCUUGACCCGGAGGAAGAGAUCUUCCAGAGCUGUUGCAUGGCAUCCAUGCACCAUAGUGCCAUAGACACAGGGCUGCGUGUAUUCUGCCCUUCAAAAUGACAAUUCUGUACAAAGAAAAGCUGGAUUCUGCAACAUGUAUAAAUUACGCAGAAACAAUUGGCAUAUAAUUAUUUAUUUUGCAUGAUUUCUGCUUUUGCUAGUAAUAGGAAAAGGCAAAAGUGCUUUGGAGAGCACUAAUGCCGUAUCUCUUGAACACUUUUGCACCCCUCUCUUCCAGUUUCUCAGAUUUUAUCAGGCAUUGCCUGAAUGCUUUUAAGCCUAUGUUUUGCUGCCUUAAUGGCUAGAAAUUUGCUUUAAAAUAUACAACCGAGUCUCAUGAUGCUGACUGCUGUGUCCAAUAUUGUUGAAUGCAGUCACAGAGAAAUGACAUACACACAGCCCUGUAGAUACCCAAAAGAAGUGGUGUCCAUCCCCAUUUUGUCCACUAGGUCCAAAGAGGUGGUUGCACUGAGAUCUGGUAAUGCUGUGUAGCUCUUUAGGAGCAUUUUGGUAGGGGAAGUAAGUGAGCACUGGAGCCUUCAAAAACUAGAGAGUGCGCAGGGCAUCCCUAAUACAUUUGCAUGCUAAGCUGGGGCAAUGACAUGGAAGAAAAGAAACAGCUCCUGGGAGGGUCCUCGCAGGCUGAAUGGAAAUAUAGGGCUGGGCUAGCAGAAGGGGAAAGCUAGCUGUGGGAUAUCAGCCUGUGAAAUUAUGGGCUGGGGGGUUGAGUUGGGACUGAGUGGCCUUUGAAGAGCGACUUAGUUUCUACCCAGCCACUUUGUGUUUCUGUGCACUGAAAGUAAACAUGGGAUUGUUUUGAGAUUGGGGGGUGUUCUUAGCCAAGCAUUGACCUGCAUGGUGUGUGUCCCUAAGUGCCAUGCUGGAGCCUCUUGUUACCAGCCCACCUCCACACUGAAUGUCUGCGUGUCAAUGCCACCCUCGUGCCUUUUGUGUCUCUGCCCAUGUAAGGGCCUUGGCCAAAUAAAGAGUUGCUGAAUCUCUGCCUCCAUGUCUUUUUUCCCCUAUUGGAAGGAUGUAACGUAUCAGCAAGGAUGGGCUGUGUGCAUGCUGUAAUAGCCUUUCUAAUCAUCUUUAUGUGGGGAAUACAGCAGCAGGCACACUCAGCUCUGUAUGCUGCUUUUGUUUUGUGCAGACAAUCCAUGCUUCCCUCCUUUGGUUCAGUGCACAGCUCUGGCCUGAAAUUGUGCUGGUUUCAUCAUCUAUUCAGUCACUCUAUUUCCCCUUUGCAAGCAGAGUGUACCAUUACUGAGAUAGUAGACGGGGCAAAGCAUUUUUACCUGGAAAACAUACUUUUCUAAAGAUUAAUUCCACCCCAUGCUAUCUUUGUCACUGAGGGCAAGAGACUCAGCCCCAGGAAGCAGUAUCUUGCAAAUAAAGCAUCUUCCCUGUUAAAAGGUGCUUCCUAGUUGGUGAGCUAACACCAGUCAGUACCAUGAAUCUAUGGAUCAAACAAAUAUGGCUCCACCCUCUUUCAUUCUUACACACCUUGUGAAUUUGCAGCUGGUCAACAUCUACUGACUUAUGGAAGUAGGCCAUGUAGUCAUGCAGCAAACUCCUUUGACAUCACCUUGGAAGAUUGUACUGAUGGGGAAUAGGCAGACGAGGCACCUAUUUCCUUCCAGAAAUUGUUGGACUGCAACUCUGUCUAUUGGCAGGCCAUGGCAGUUUUAAUUUUGCUGGCUCCAGCUGUUAUCCAGACCCCCUCUUGGAAAAGCAAAGGACAUGGGGUCUUUUUUCUUUCUCGUCAGCUGGGGAGCAGGGGGAAGGAAGUCAACCUGAAAGGAUAGUGCCUCGGGCACUCAAAUGUUAAAUGGGCCUCAAAUGGACAAUUUGAUACAAUAGAUAAGUACCCCAGCUAAGGACAAAUUUGGCGAUUCCAAGCAGAAAGGGUUAGAACCUCUAUGAGAAAAGGAAUUCAGAGCUACUGCCAUGAAAAGUGCUUACUUGCCCAUUUGAAAACCUUUCUGGCAUCUUCAUUAUGCUGUUUCACUUGUGAUAAUACUUUGGUUUUCAAACAUGCCAAUGAACAGUAUAAGUUGAAUAAGCUGUAUUUUAGUAUGCUGCAGGAUAUGAAAUUUGAGGCUUAACUGGCAAUAUGCCUGCUGCCCAUUUCAAGGUUCCGACCAUUGCCUGGAACAGCUUCAUCUUUCAGAGCCAUCCGUUGGAGCUGAAAUCCUGGCGCAGCUCCCUCACUUGUGCCUCACUUAGCGGGAGCAAGGGAGAGCGACAGAAGCCCCCAUUUAAACCAAACCAUUCCAUGGCCUGUUUCAGGCCUGGGACUCCAAACUUGCUUGUUACCUGUGGAAAGAGAAACAGUGUGGGGCACUCAGAACUGCUCUGUGGCCAACAGUGUGGCAGAGGUGUACGUGAACCCCCUUUUCCUACAAGCAUCACUCAGCUCUAAGCCUGCAGAAACUGAAGAAUUGCACCAUCAAGGACUUGUCUGUGGUCACAGAAUGUCCAGAACAUUAGACAUGGGCAAGUGUUAUGACCCAGGAAUUCCUGUUUGACACUUAAUCAAUUCAGGCAAGGAGGUACUGGUGCAGAUCAUACUAAGCGUGAACGUUUGAAGUCAACAGUGUAUGUGCAUUUGAAGAAGUGGUUGGUUAAUUCUUAGACUACAUGAGGUCUAAUAAAGUACUACUAGUACAAGGAUAUACGGUAAGCUUACAACUUGCGCUCACUUUACUUAUGCGAUUGCAAUCUUACACAGGUGGGGGGAAUAAGUUAAUACAUGGAGAACUGGGGAAACUGUUCUCUGCUCUUCAUUUAUUUAUUUAUUUAUUUUCCCCACCUGUACACCCAGCAGGUUUUCUUUGCUUAUCAAGCUUUGGGAGGGAGGUGCAAGGGCUCCAGAGGAUUAGUACUAGAAUUACAAGCCCCAGAUACGUUUCUGAAAUUAUUAAAUGGAGCCGAAAAGAAACUGCCAAAAAAUAAAAUAAAAAUUCACAGUUGCAUAUCAUGCUUUUGCAAAAUCCAGAAGAUUGUAGUGUGAAUAAGUCACAGGUUUUGCCAAGAAAAAUCCAAAGCAUGGCUGACGUUCCCAAAAUUGUCACAGAAAUAAAAAUGGAAUGCUGAGAUGGCUCAGAACACUGACGCUCACGCAGAAUAGGAUAGGGCAAAGUGGGAGAAAUGUAAGACUAAAGGGCAAGCAAUAAAACACAAUUGCUUGGUCAUACGGCUGAUCAAGUUUGCAAAGGAUGGGGAAGGAUAGGACUUGACCCACAGCCUGUGUUCCAGACCAUGAGCAACAACUGUAUGUUGUUCUGUUGGGAGCUCCACCAAAGCAUUACCUCUUUUCCAGUUGGGCCUUUUCCUCCCCAUACAUUCCCAAGGAAGUGGGGUGUUUCCACUUCUUACGUCCCACUUUCCUCCCGUUUUCUGCCUCUUACCGCAAUGUUAGGCUCAAUGAGUCGGUGCUGCAGUGCACGGGCCUCAUCCCAGCUUCCAGCACAGCACAGUUGCUCAAGCUGACAGACUGGAGAGCCAAGCACGUUGGCAAGGGCACAAAUCCCUCCAGCAGCACCUGGAGCAAGGAGCAUAGUUCCAUCAAAAAAAGAAUAGAGCACCUAGGCAGUGAAACAGGCAUUUUUGCAUGAUACACCACUCCCCCAGCAUGCUUUCGCUCUCUGCUCAUGUCAAACUAGCAAAGCCUGGACCAAAUGUUGGGCUUCCUAUAGCAGCUUCCAA